Messenger RNA from Benincasa hispida (wax gourd), 1528 nucleotides. RefSeq names its product GDSL esterase/lipase At5g33370-like. Gene Ontology annotation, molecular function: hydrolase activity, acting on ester bonds. NCBI's taxonomy places the organism in Eukaryota, Viridiplantae, Streptophyta, Magnoliopsida, Cucurbitales, Cucurbitaceae. The record is from RefSeq and is a predicted model, not a curated record.
CACACCACAUUUGCCACUGGUUUGCCUCAAAAUUUAAUUUUCUCCACAAUUUUGUUUCUCCCUCUCUCUCUCUCUCUUCUUCCUUUCAUUUCCCCAAAAUGGAGAAUAAUCCUUCUCCUACAUUUCCCUUAUUCCCAUCUUUAGGUCUCAUUUUGUUCCUUCUUGGUAGCUUGGUUUGUCAAGCACAAGCUAGAGCUUUCUUCGUGUUCGGAGACUCACUCGUUGACAAUGGAAACAACAACUACUUGCUCACCACCGCCCGAGCCGAUAACUACCCAUACGGUAUUGAUUACCCGACUCGUCGGGCAACCGGACGAUUCUCCAAUGGCCUCAACAUACCUGAUCUAAUCAGUGAGGCAAUUGGGUCUCCAUCUACAUUGCCUUAUUUGAGCCCUGAACUUAGAGGAGAGAACCUCUUGGUUGGUGCUAACUUUGCCUCUGCUGGAAUUGGGAUUCUCAAUGACACUGGAAUUCAGUUUUUGAACAUAAUAAGAAUCAGACAGCAAUUGGAGUAUUUCAGGCAAUACCAAGCAAGAGUGAGUGCACUAAUUGGAGAAGAAGAAACAGUGAGACUAGUGAAUGAAGCAUUGGUUCUUAUAACAUUGGGAGGAAAUGACUUUGUAAACAACUAUUAUUUGGUCCCAGUCUCAGCUCGUUCUCGCCAAUUCGCUCUUCCCGAUUAUGUCGUCUAUAUCAUCUCUGAGUAUCGCAAAAUUCUAGCGAGCUUAUACGAGUUUGGAGCGAGACGGGUGCUGGUGACAGGAACCGGGCCAAUAGGGUGUGUGCCCGCGGAGUUGGCCAUGAGGGGUAGAAAUGGCGAGUGCUCGGUGGAGCUGCAACGAGCUGCCGCCCAGUUCAAUCCACAACUCGUCCAAAUAAUCAAUUCUCUCAAUCAGGAAAUUGGUGCUAAUGUCUUCAUUGCUGUUAAUACUCAAAUGAUGCAUAUGGAUUUCGUCACAAAUCCUCAAGCCUAUGGGUUUAUAACUUCAAAGGUGGCAUGCUGUGGGCAAGGGCCAUUCAAUGGUAUAGGAUUAUGCACACCAGCCUCCAACUUAUGCCCUAACAGAGAUGUAUAUGCAUUUUGGGAUCCAUUUCAUCCAUCAGAGAGGGCCAAUAGAUUGAUUGUGCAACAAAUCCUCACAGGCACUCAAGAGUAUAUGCACCCAAUGAACCUCAGCACCAUUUUGGCUAUGGAUUCUAGGACCUAAUAUCAUCACAUUACUUAAUAUUAUUAUUACCCUCCUGUUUGGCUCUGCCCAUAUAUGCCUUGUUCUUUAUCCAACAUUAUAUAUACUUUAUUGGAGUGGGAGUUGUCCUUCAUUUCAUUUAUCAUUGGUUCCAAAAUUAUUUAGUUUUGAUCAUUAGUUAUUGAAGUUUUCCAUAUUGUUUUUCCCUGUGAUGUAGGGGUGGGUUCAGUUAGUUGAUUGUUUGUUUAGUGAGAGAGAAGUUAGAUGUGGAUUAAAAUUAAUCCCUACUUUUGACAUUCCAAAUAAGACUAUUAUUUAUGUUACUCAUGCUUAUUUAUGAA